This is a messenger RNA of Plectropomus leopardus (leopard coralgrouper), 1320 nucleotides long. The record is from RefSeq and is a predicted model, not a curated record. Lineage: Eukaryota; Metazoa; Chordata; Actinopteri; Perciformes; Serranidae.
GUGCGAUUUGCUCAGCAGCUUAUGUGUGAGUUAUGACAACAAAUUGGUUUCAGCUCGUGCUUAAUGCUGCAAUUCAGCUAUACCAUCUGGUCCAUCUGUGAGUGUGUGAGACGCAGGAUAAAAGGGAGAUUUUUGCAGAUCCUAUGGAUGCACCUGCCACCUCAUUUACUUCUGAGAGUUGACGCUAGCAUCCACAGGCGUAAAUGUGGUGACGGAACUUUCUUGUGUACUCAAAGUCUUAAUCGUCUUCAUCCUGUCUUCUCUCUGGCAGACAAAGAUAGGCUGGACCUUGAUGAAGAUUCCCUGGGAGUGUGCCCUAUGAGGAACAGCAAUGGAGUAGGCAACAGUAAUGGAAGUAAUGGCUGUGGCGGCAACGGAGGAGGAAGUUUUAACCAAUUCUUGGGGCCCCUGUUGUGGGAUCGCACCUUGCCUGCAGAUGGGGGCCUCUUCCAGCUUCAGUAUAUGGACUUGGAGGAGUUUCUGACUGAAAACGGAAUGGGCAGCAUGCAUAACAACAACAGCUCCAGUUCGGCCCAGAUCCCCUCGCAGAGCUCCCAGUCGGCCGUGCCCAACCAGAGCUCCCAGUGCCUACCGCCAUCAUCUCCACCUGGCUCCACGUCGUCAUCACCUUCCUCCUCGUCUUCCCCGUCGCUCAUCGGCUUGGAGGUGGCCCAGCCGCAGAGUAUCGGAGGAGGAAGCGACUGUUUGCAUGGUGAGUACCAUUCAGCUGAACCAGAGAGUAAAAACAAAACAAGGACAGGUCAUACUUCAAGGUUUUUUCCAUAUCAGCUCAAAACAGCAACACCAGUGAAGAAGAUUCUUGCAAGGUUUGCUGAAAGAGACAAAUUGUCCCCCUGCCACUGAUAUUAUGAGACUAGUAGACCCUACAACUCAAUAACAGCUGAGAUUUAAUCAAGGUUAUAUUGUGUGCGUAUAAUGUUCCCACAGGCUUGUGACUCAGCACUUUCCUUUGAGUUUAUAACAAAUACCAUGGUGACCGAGCAUUUUUCUGUCCUGUGGGGGUCAAAGUGAAGGCAGGGCACAGUCACAUGGCUCUACACGCAAAGUCAACUUGAAAGAGAGAAACAUGGAGUUCAGAAAAUUUGUUUUUCAUUUGGGGUUAAACGCUGGGCGAGGGACCAGGCAGAUGUGGCGGAAAAAAGGUGGAAUAGCCGAAAAAAAAAGGUCUUGAGGUAUUUGAUGAGUCAACGUCGUAGCAUUGACAGGGUUUGGUUGCAUGUGAUCAAUGUUCUGCAGUGUACUACACAAUCAGCAUUCUGUCCCAGCCCAUUAUAAAUGUGCAGCAGGGUCAAAACAGAG